Messenger RNA from Funneliformis geosporum, 1065 nucleotides. Lineage: Eukaryota; Fungi; Glomeromycota; Glomeromycetes; Glomerales; Glomeraceae. The record is from the annotation of a GenBank genome assembly.
AUGACCAAUAAAAGUACAAUUCGUCGUCGUCAAACAGCAGCAGCAACUACCACUGCUGCUAUUUCCUCUUCUUCAACAUCUUUACAAACCUCACCUAACAUCGAUGAUAAAUUAGAACUUGCAAAAAAUUCAACCAUUAAAGGAUUGUUUGAGGAAAUAUUAGAUAAAUAUUCUGAUAUUAAAACGAUCUUGACGAUACCAGAAUUACUGGCACCUGCAACAAAAUCAAGGGCACAAGGAACCCCCAGACCUCAAAAUGCAUAUAUAAUAUUUCGAAAGGAUAUUUCAAAAGGUUUAUAUAUUCUUAAUCAUAGAGAUGGUCAAAAAUCUAAAUCUGUAAUAUACACCUCUAAGAUAGCAAGCUUUAUAUGGAGGACAAUAAAAUCAUCGACGCGUGAAUUUGAGUUUUGGAUGAAAUUAUAUCGAAUCGCUUGCUUAAAGCAUUCAGAAACUUACGAGAAUUAUAAAUAUCGUCCCGUUAGAAAGAAACGUAAAGAAGACAACGUUACAAAUUUGGGAACUGAUUCUACAUCAAAUAUACAGCCUCCAAUUUCAAAUAUUCCAGAUGUUAAUGCUGCUGCAUUAAUCACAACAGACCAAGAAACGUUUAUCAAUCAACAACAAACACAACAGGAACAUCAUGCAACGAUCUCCGAUGACCAAGUGGACCCAAUGCUAUUUCAAGGGAUAACAACAAUAUUACCGGGAAUGCAUGACUAUUCCGUACCUGUUGAAAUUAACCAGCUCCCGACACAAAUCUAUGCUGCGCCACAAUACGCGGAAACCACGCUUGUGUCAUCCUAUACUCAACUCGAAAACCAUUUCUCAACGGGACUAACAAAUCAAUUUUACCAACAACCUGCAAUUCCGUAUGUUCCUGCAACAUAUUACUUACAAUCUCCGUCGAUUCAGACGAUUGGUGCUGAUACCCAAUACACAUAUCCAUCAUACGACGGGUGGGAUUUCAUAAGCCAACUAGAUAACAAUGGUUCGGGAAGUGAAGUGAUCGAUCCGUUCUUGUUACAGCAGUCUGAUGCCGAUCAAUCAUCGCCGGCGGCGCAAUAA